This is a messenger RNA of Perca fluviatilis (European perch), 2974 nucleotides long. Its product is annotated as neuronal pentraxin-1. The record is from RefSeq and is a predicted model, not a curated record. Lineage: Eukaryota; Metazoa; Chordata; Actinopteri; Perciformes; Percidae.
UAGAAAGAGUUAAGCUCUCCUCAGGAGUAAAUCUCUCUCAAUCUGAUCAGUGUGUGAGGAGUACUAACUCACUACAGUGUGGAUACACAGGGUGCACUCACUGGGAGUCCAAGGUUUAUUCCAUUCUUCCGUGGCAGCGAGAGAGCACGAGAGACAAGGCAGCAUCCCGAAUAAAAUAAGUUGCAUCGCGUGACAAAGAAGAUUAAAGACAAAAACUGUGAUUUCCAUUUGUUCCUCACAGAUGAGUGGAUUCGUUGUGGAUGGAGACCGUUGUUAUCGUGCUCCCUGAUGUCUCCUUUCCAACAACAAAGAAGUCAACACAACCUUUCCUUUAACUGGCAUCACACAUUUUGAAGUGAAGCCAAACUCCUUCGUCUUACUGUCUGAACUGUGGAUGGAGAUUAUGAGGAACUCUCAGUCACUACACCUGUUCCUUGUUCCCAUCGUGUUUUCUUUACUUUCACUCCUCUGCCCUGCAUCCGCCAGCUCAGGGUCUAACUAUGACUACGGAGCCCACCCACGCUUUUUUUGCACCCCUAUUCCUGUGGAUGCAGACCCUGCAUGCUUCCCUCCAGGGGGUCCAGGCGUAGGGGGAGCAGGGCCCAGCGGACCAGGCCAUCAAAGUGCACCUCCCGCUGGCUGGUGGGGGGCGAGCGAAGAGGCCAAAGCCACCAUCCUUCACCUCAGGGAGAGCCUUGUCCAGCAGAAAGAGACCAUCCUGGACCAGAGGGAGACCAUUAGAGAGCUGACGGCCAAGCUCACCCUGUGCGAGGGCCUCGGACAGGGCGUGACGCCGCAAGACGAGCACCACGGCACAGCUGCCCACUCCCAUCACGCGGGGGUGGCCGGUCAUCACACGUACACUGACAACGGGCACUAUAGCAACCAGCAGGGUCACCAUGGACACCUCAUACCAGACUCACCGCACUACCCCUCUGUGGGGGGGCAGCGAUCUGAUGGGGGGCACAGCAGCAACCACCAGGGGACGGAUAAACAUGUGACACCAGAGGACCUCACAUCAUCACCAGAGCAGAUGGAAAGGAUGCUGCAGGCGCUGAAGGAGAGGCUGGAAAACCUGCAGAAGAGGAACACAUCUAUUACCUACUCCAGCUCUCUGAAGGAGCUGCUUCAGAGGAAGAUCAAUGCUCUGGAGCAGCAGCUGCACCACACCUCCGCCCUCAGCAACCCCAACACACACCGAGACGACAGAGACCAUCGCGAUGACGACAGAGACCAUCGCGAUGACGGCCAUCAUGAUGACGGCCGAGACCGUCACGACGGACACCGGAAUGACCACAAGUACGACCACAACGAUGGCGGUCACAGCGACAGCGCAAACCACACCGACCAUCACGAUGACAGCCACAAUGGCAACCACCGUGAUGUGGACGGUGACCAUGACGAACACACGAUGAUGAUGAUGGAUGAUGAUGAUGAUGAUGAAGAUGAUGAUGAUGAUGACGACCGCCACCACAGUAAUGAAGCAGACAGUCACAGUUACCUUUCACACACAGGAUACAGAGAACCAGGGCCACCGACUGGCUUCCACUCAAAUAAACUGGAAACAUUGCUCAACCAGCUGCACCUCGCAGGACCCAAGAGUCCCGAUGCCUUCCAGAUCAGCUUCCCCAUGAGAAGCAACUACAUGUACGGGCGGGUAAAGAAGACGCUGCUGCAGGAGAUCUUCGCUCUGACUUUGUGUCUUUGGAUCAAGGCGGGCGUGGGGCCCGGCCUGGGGACGCCAUUUUCUUACUCUGCACCAGGACAGGCCAAUGAACUGGUGCUCAUCGAGUGGGGGAACAACCCUAUGGAGCUUCUGAUCGAUGAUAAGUCUGUGACGCUCCCCCUUUCUCUGGGUGAUGGGAACCGGCACCAUGUCUGUGUGACUUGGUCAACAAGGGAUGGACAGUGGGAGGCCUACCAAGAUGGAGUGCAGCGGGGGUCUGGGAUAAAUCUUUCCCCCUGGCACCCUAUUAAACCUGGAGGGGUCUUCAUACUGGGACAGGAACAGGACACUCUGGGAGGCCGUUUUGAUGCCACUCAGUCAUUUGUGGGUGAGAUGUCGGACCUGCACAUGUGGUCCCAUGUCCUGACUGCCAGUGACAUCUACAGCCUGGCCUCCUGCGGCAGCCACCUCAGAGGAGAUGUCAUCGCUUGGUCCGAGACAGAGGUAGAACUUCAUGGAGGAGUCGCCAAAUACCCCUUUAACCCGUGUCACUGAGAGGCCGUAACUCCAAUGAAGAAAAAGAAAUUGGAGAUAUCCUGAAACAUACGGAGAACAUUUAUCAUAUAUCAAAAAGUGCAAGAAUAAAACAAACGUCCCUUUGACUUUCAGUUAUUUUUCAGGAUGAUGACUCAGUGGCACCAACUCAAUGCCUUCCUUUAAACGUCAUCAGUGACUUUUUCUUUAAAAAGAAAAAUAAGUCUAAUCUGUGUUUACAGAGACUGUGUAGGGACUUAGGUGUCUUGGGCUCAAGGUUUUGGCCUUUACUGUUAUCAUGAGCUAGUGUUUUAUUUUAAACAGACAAGUGCUGUAUGUGACAUAUUGUCAUAUUGUUAAUAAGACUUAAUAAUGUAGGGUCUGUGAUAAAAUUAGCAGACCUUACAUAGGUUCUGUUGUGGUGAAGUGAGAAACUGUAUGUUUAGUUUGAAGGAUACUUCUAGAAAUGUGUUGAGAAAUAAAUUUUUAAUCUGGAUGCUCCUUUUGUUUUUGUUUUUUUUUGGUUUUUUUUAAAAGGUGUCAACAGAGAUACAGCUAAUUUACCAAAGAAAAUGUAGAAUUGAUGUGUUAAACUUUGUAAUUUUAAUAAUCUAUGUCUCAUAGAGGUUUUAUUUUGCGAGAAAAAGUGAAAAGCCUGUCAGACUUUAAGUGUUUUAUUUUUUAAACUUUUAUAUACUCUGCAAUGCAUGUUUGAUCACUGAAUAAACUGAGAUGCAUCACUUUUCUCCCAAUAAAUUGUUCUUUCUGAAAUCA